AUGGCUAAUGGUGAAAAGUUAAGCCGAAAGAUGAUUUUUCCAUACACAUUCACAUCUAAGGUUGUUCAAUUUCCCUUUAAAUUACACUUCAAUAAUCAUUGGAUGUUUCCGUGGCUUAUUAGAGCAACUGUAAUUGUUUCACCCAUAUUUUAUCUAAUUCAGAAAGCUGCGAACAGUGAAGCUAAUGUAAAGUUAUGGGCCGAGAAAAGGAGGAAAGAAGAAGACAAUUACAAACACAAGUGGGAUUAA
Molecule: messenger RNA, 249 nt
Organism: Melanaphis sacchari
Lineage: Eukaryota; Metazoa; Arthropoda; Insecta; Hemiptera; Aphididae
Exons: 1
Coding region: 1-249 (82 amino acids)
Source: RefSeq, a predicted model, not a curated record